Molecule: messenger RNA, 6220 nt
Organism: Hyposmocoma kahamanoa
Lineage: Eukaryota; Metazoa; Arthropoda; Insecta; Lepidoptera; Cosmopterigidae
Product: Ca(2+)/calmodulin-responsive adenylate cyclase-like
Exons: 21
Coding region: 1-5157 (1718 amino acids)
Biological process (GO): cAMP biosynthetic process; adenylate cyclase-activating G protein-coupled receptor signaling pathway; intracellular signal transduction
Cellular component (GO): plasma membrane
Molecular function (GO): adenylate cyclase activity
Source: RefSeq, a predicted model, not a curated record
AUGGACCAUUCGGUGAAGGCUAUGUCGGCGCGCGGGCCUCUGGCGCGGUUGGUAGCGCGCCACCGCUUCGAGUCUGCCGAGCUGGAGGAACUGUACGCGCGUUACGCCUGCAAGCUGCAGCGCACCUCUGUGGGAUCCGCGCUAGCACUUUGGGCUGUGCUGGCCGCUGCACUUGCUGCUGUCGACGCCACUAGAGGCUGGCGCAGAGCACCGCAGGUGGGCGUUUUGGCGGCGCAUGCGUUGCUUUGCAGCGGUUUAGCAUGGUGGUGUGGGCGUGUGGGCGGCGUGGCGCCGGAGCGGCGGCUUCCACGCGCGUGCUGGUUAGCGCUAGCGGGCGGAGGUGCGGCACUGGCAGCCACAUUGCCCGCGUGGGGUCCCGGAGCCGCCGCCGAGGGUGCGGUGCACGUGGUGUGGGCGGUGUUCGCAGCGUACGCACUGCUGCCGGUUGGCACGCCUGUCGCUGCUGGCUUCGGCGUCCUUCUGCCAACAGUGCACACUAUCGCCGCCGCUCUCGUCGCUCAUCGUUUUCCCUUUCAUGCCUGGCAGCAGAUGGUGGGGAACGUGGUGGUGUUCGUGUGCGUGAACGUUGUGGGGGCAUUGAUGCACUCGUUGAUGGAGACAGCGCAGCGGCGCGCCUUCUUAGACACAAGGAAUUGCAUCGCUGCUAGGCUCGACAUGGAAGAUGAAAAUGAAAAGCUUGAACGAUUGCUUUUGUCGGUGCUUCCACAACACGUCGCUAUGGAGAUGAAAAACGACAUCAUCUCUCCAGUGGAAGGGCAGUUCCAUAAGAUUUACAUUCAAAAGCACGAGCAAGUCAGUAUAUUAUUCGCUGACAUUGUGGGCUUCACGGUGCUCGCAUCGCAGUGCAGUGCGCAGGAGUUAGUAAGGUUGCUCAAUGAACUCUUUGGAAGAUUUGAUCAACUUGCAAACGAUAACCAUUGUCUCCGCAUCAAGAUCCUGGGUGACUGUUACUACUGCGUGUCCGGGCUGCCCGAGCCGCGCUCCGACCACGCUCGCUGCACCGUCGAAAUGGGCCUCGAUAUGAUUGAUGCUAUUGCGUCGGUGGUAGAGGCAACGGAUGUGCAACUGAAUAUGCGCGUGGGCAUCCACACAGGACGCGUGCUGUGCGGCGUGCUGGGUCUGCGCAAGUGGCAGUACGACGUUUGGUCCAAUGACGUAACACUCGCAAACAAUAUGGAGGCUGGAGGGGAGCCGGGACGAGUGCACAUAACGCAGGCGACUUUGGAGUGCCUGGGCGGUGCCUACGAAGUGGAGCCGGGGCAUGGGGCUAGUCGCAACGCCUAUUUACGGGACCACUCCGUGCAAACAUUCUUUAUUAUUCCACCGCCUAGACGAAGAAAAAUGUGCUUAUCAACAGGCGUUGGUCUGGGUUCAGGAUCGAAAAGAAAACUUUCGUUCAAGAACGUGUCAAACGUAGUGGUCCAAUUGCUUCAUUCCAUUAAAUUCAAUGUGGACGUACCCUUUUCCAACAUGGCCGCCUCCCCGCAAGAGCUCAAGGCCAAUGCUGCUAGAAAGGUGCUGGACCUGCGGCGCGCCCUGCACGCGGAGCCGGGCUCUGCGGAGGCGCUGAGGCUGGCCGCACUGCGCACUGAGGACGUGAGCACCGCCAUGCACGCGUCCGACCCCGCCCCCGCCGCCGCCCCGCACCACCACACCUUCGACGCCGUCAUGCAGCACCACGCCCUGCGCACGCUACCGCACCCCACGAAUAAAGUGACGGAAAAAUUCAAGCGGCCGCUGAAAAAGCGUCACUCAUCUGUGUAUCACCAGCCUACGAAUCGCGUCAACAAGUUCCUGGCGCAGGCGAUCGACGCGCGCUCCGUGCAUCGCGAGAAAGCCACGCAUGUCCAUUUGCUUACGCUCUGCUUCAAAGAUUCGGCUAAGGAAGCACAGUAUCGAGCAUCAACAGACGGCGGCUGGGCAGGUUCACUUGGCGCAGCAUUAGGUGCACUAGCGGCAGCUGGCGCCCUCCAAGCAGCCAUACUUCCGCGUACCACGAUACUGCUUCUUCUUUUUGUCACCGCCUUCGCCUGGUCCGCCGCAGUGCUAGCUUUGACCCUUGCAGCAAGGCUCAGGCUUAUUCCUUGCGACGUAUCGAGGCCAUUUGCUUUGAGAAACGCGAUUACUACCUUCACUAUUGUGCUGGGCUAUGCUGUGGGUCAGGUUAAUGUGAUAACAUGUCGUGAAGUUCUCGUCUGCAGAAACCUUACAGAGAAUGUAACGACAAUGGACGAUAUACGAAUGAUGACCAGCGAUAUUGCAGCGGCUUUGUGGAGCCACAGUGACCAUAGAGCGUGUCCUAUCCCUCUGUACAUAACUCUAGGAUGUUGCCUCAGUAUGCUGACAGUGGCUGUAUUCUUGAGACUGCCCAUUUUAGUGAAGGGCAUAUUAUUGGCUGUCAUGACUGCUGGGUACAUGGCUGUGAUUAUGGCAUACCACAAGGACCUGUUUGAUUGCUACGAUCUUAUGACUGAGCCAGGCCCGUUAGGGUCAGCAUAUGUCGAGUGUGCAUGGACGCUAGCAUUAGCGCUAGCCGUACUUUUACAUGCGCGGCAGACAGAGUGGACUGCUCGACUCGACUUCUUGUGGCAAGCCCAAGCGAGAGACGAGAAGAGAGAUAUGGAUGCUUUGCAAGCUUCAAACCGAAGAAUUCUGUUCAACUUACUACCGGCUCACGUGGCUACGCACUUUUUGGACAAUCAGUUCAGGACAAACAUGAGGCGCGGUUGGCAGGACCUGUACCAUCAGUCGUAUCAGCGCGUGGGCGUGGUCUUCGCCUCGAUCACCAAUUAUCACGAGUUCUACAUGGAGCUUGACGGCAACAAUCAGGGCAUGGAGUGUCUUCGGUUGCUUAAUGAGAUUAUCGCUGAUUUUGAUGAGCUAUUGGGCGAAGACCGUUUCAGCUCCAUUGAUAAGAUCAAGACAGUUGGUUCGACGUACAUGGCGGCUGUCGGACUGAUCCCUGACAAGAAGAUGAUGGACGAACCUAGCACGCGGAAGCAUAUGGCCACACUCGUUGAGUUUGUCUUCGCUAUGCGUGAUAAGCUCAAGGACAUCAAUGAUAACUCUUACAACAACUUUAUGCUAAGAGUUGGUAUCAACGUUGGACCCGUAGUUGCGGGUGUUAUUGGUGCAAGAAAACCUCAAUAUGAUAUUUGGGGCAAUACAGUAAACGUGGCUUCUCGUAUGGAUUCCACUGGUCUACCAAAUCAUACACAAGUAACGGAGGAAGUAUACCAAACACUGAAAGAUAUGCCAUACCAGUUCGUAUGCCGAGGCAAAGUCAAAGUGAAGGGUAAAGGGGAAAUGACAACUUAUUUUUUGACAGACAGAGCCGCUACAAACGGUACAACACAAAAUCCUAUAAAUGGAUCUUCUCAAAAUCCGCCAACGGCAUACGGAGGUGUUGCAACUCCUUUAGCGAUGAUACAAAACUCUAUUCGUAGAACGGCUGCUCCAACUAAUCGACUUCCUCCACUAAGAGAAACGACAGUUGCCAGCGAAAAUGAACCCUUACUGCCAACGAAUGUUCAUCAGAUCAACGGAAACAACCAUAAAGGGAGCAAAAAUAGACGGAACAAAGACUCUGAGGAUACACCACCACCGCCCCCUCCACAUGGUGUAUCCGGAAACCCAAGAUGGCCGCCACCUCGCGCUCUGGUGCCGCCGUGGCCGCGGCCACAAGAGGCACGACCUCCCGUGGCGCACAAAAGAAGACCCCCGGCAAGAUUACCCCGACCGCGAUCCAGUGAGAGUUUACCUCUAGCACGAAGUCCACGUGUACAUUCAUCGGCUGAUGAGCUCAGUUCUUUGACUCGAUCUCCAAGUCUAAGCUCUUCAGAUGAAAGUUACUCACGCACUACAGACGCCUCUCCUUCACCACCACGGCCUCCGGCUUGGCCUAACCGUCAACCUCGCAUGGAACCGAGUCCGUACGACUACCCGCCUAACAGAACAAACAAAGCUGCGACCAAUAAUAUAAACGAAUUUUAUGCGAAGCAUAAGCAGUUGAGUAAAAAGCCUUCCCUGGACGACAAGUAUCUAGAUGGAAGCAUUAAUUUCCAUAAAGAAGAGGAAAAGUUGCAAAGGAGUAUAAUUAAUAUGUUGCAAGCCUCUGCAAAGAGGGAUGGUUGUAGCCAAACAGACAAGAAAAAUGUUACGAAUCGGUUGGGUCAAAGAACAAAUUCGUUUUCGAGUUCGGGUAGCCGACCAAACAACUUAAAACAUUUGAAUCAUGAUUCGCGAGAAGUGUUUACAAAGCGAAGUCCUACUGACGUGGCGUGUGUACCGCCAUUCGAGAGAGAAAUUCAAAGACUGCUCGACGACAAAAACCUUAUCAAGAGCAAUCCGCCGAAAACGGAGCGUAAGGAAUUGAAACUUGAACUUGGGCGUGGUCAGAACCCAGGAUUAGAGCCAGUGCGUAAUUGUAACAACAAUAGUAGUCCGCUGCACGCGGUGGGGCUAGCAGCGAUUACACAGUUGGCACGCCAGGAGCCACCUAGCCCGGGACGCGCCUCGCAGCACGUCGCCUCGCCACUACGACCACUGGCCAACGAGUUCCCGGGAGUCCUGCCAACUGAUGUCGUCGUUGAACUACCCUCUCCAACGCAUUCUAGGGAUCAAAACGCAAGUCCACCGUGUGACAGAAAGCCGGAAUCUGUAGAUGAUAAAGGAAAGCAGGAAAAAAACGUUCAGGAAAGGCUACAUAAUCGAGUAGCCGCUUUGAAUCAUAGGGAAAUAGGCAUCUAUGGGGAGAGUCAGUCCGAAUGGAGCUCCUCAUGCUCGGAAGGCGAGGGUGACGGAGACGGUGCCCAUCCUGAAAGCACAGGCUAUACUACCGAUGAUCCUGCUCUGGAGAACGUAUCUAUGUUGAACGAGGCCGGGCUCACGGACGCGGAAGCAGCAUUGAGCGACGUCAACUCUUGUUACUUCGAUAGGGACGAUGACGUAUCGUCCAGAGCAUCUUCCCGGCUCCUCGACUCAGAAGCGCUCGUGUCGUUAGAGUCACUCAGCGCCAUCUACGAUUCGGACGAGCCAGCUCACAGGUAUUUAGCGAAUAUUCGCACAGUCAGCGAGUCGAUUACGCGAAACUUUGGGCAGCCCGCACACGUCACAGACGGGGAAAGCGAUGUUUAGUGAUAGUGAUGUGAUACAUCUGUUGUGAUUAUACUUGAGCGAGACACGAUAUGGUAAAGAGAGGCGCACUUGUUGAUGUGAUGAUUUUUAACAAAAAAAUAUCUUCAACGGAUUGUGAUAAAGGAGUAAUCUCAUUUAGAACGAUCAUGACAGUGUUCCCAAAGAAAACGCGUUUGUAAAAUUGUAUAGAAUAAUCAGCUCUCUAAUUGGUGAACAUUGAUGAAUACUCAAUUUUCGUUAGGAAUUAUUGCUUGUGGAGUUGACUAUCUUAUUGUAUUGCAGACGUGCCUGUUGUUCUGAACUGAUUCGUAUUGUGGAUGUAAAUUAUGUCAAUAUGUACCUAUAUACUAUAACUAUUCACUGUAUGAUAUUCGUGUACAGCCGAAAGUGCCAUGUGAUGGCUUCACGCAUCAUCUAGGAGUAUGUAAUGAUCUCUACAAUUAUAAGGUGCUCUGACUUAGUAAUAUGUAUGGUUCGUCUUGUGAUAAGUGGUAUAAAGAAUUCGAAUUUGAGCGACCAAUUUGUAACGUCAGUUAAGUGUAAGGGCUGGUCCCGCUGUUCUAAAGUAUAUUGUCUCACUAAUUAUUAUGAAGUUCGCAUACUCUGAUGCUGAUAGUUUUCAAGUAAGUAAUCAUCGAUAUUUUGCAUUUCGAUUCUGUAUGUAUCUAGAAUAAUCGAAGUUAUCAUAUGUUGGUUAACUACUUGACGAAAAUAUAAAUUUUAUCGCUCCCUUUACAAACCUAUGAAAAGUUUUCGUAAAAUCGAAAUUUUUCAUAAUUUAGCACAUAAUCUUAUUGUCAAUCAUUGUAAUGUAUUUUUAUAUAUUCAGUUAUUUCUAGUCAUACAUAUUUCUCUAUCAUAAUAUUAAUUAUUUUCACAAGUGCAAUACCUACUGAAUAUUCAAAAAGAUAUCAUGUUAAACAAAAACUUUAUGUACUUGAAAUUUUAAAAUUAUGUUAACUGUAUAUAUUUUGCAGUUGUGUCAUUUAAAUCCGUUAAAAGCCAUGUACAAGCGUUAUAUAACACCUGUAGCGAAUAUUUGUUGUAGAAUAUUCUCCGUAUU